CUGUGUUAGGAGAUCCAGCUUUUUUUGUUUUUCUUCUAUCUGGAGGUGUAUCGGCAAUGGCGUCGAUGUGGGUGCGGUGCGCAUCACUGAAACAAAACAGUAAGGUUUUAUUUUGUUAUUGGAACAAUAUUUGUAUACUAUGGUGUGACAACCAAACUUUGUUCGGUAGUUAUUUGGUAAACCUUGAGCCGCCGAUAUGGGUGAUCGGCCACUCCUUCGUACAUGUAUUUGGACCAGCCGACGGUCGGUGUCGGCCACUCCAGAGUGGAUAUACAUGUGACACAUAUGUUAUGUUUAUAAUCAGGCAUGAUUGAGUAGUUGGGUUAUUCACAUGUUGACAUUUUGUAACAAUUUACGUUACAUUAUUUACGUUAUUCCAUUAUUAACUACACGUCAAGUAUUUUAACAUACAUCUAUUGCCGACGCCCAGCUAUUAAAAUGGCUGAAAUACAUAUGCGAGCCUUAUCCGCUCUUUUUACCUGAAGCCAAUUCAUCCAGCUCAUCGUCCGAACUCUCCUCCGAUGUGGAACUAUCAAUUUCUGUGCUGGAUGAUAGCAUUUCGAUGUUGACUGAUCCAGGCGAUGCUACACACGUUAAAUAUUAUGCAAAUAAAUUAAUAUGUAAACGAAUAAAAAUAUACUCAAGCUCGUUUGCCUUGCUCACCUAUCGGUUCCUUUUCAGCAUGUUGUUUUGCAUUUUUAGGAAUUACUACUCGUCUACGUGACGAGCUUGUAAUUUCCCGUUUCGAAUAUUCUGGCGUGUUCGCUGAUGAAAAACCAAAAAAUAAUUGCGAAUUAGUUAACAGUUUAUAAUCCUUUCAUAUUAUUCUGCAUUAUUAGAAAUUUAUAAAACACAUCUUACAAUUAUCUGAUUCUUCAUUCGAUGAUGAUGAUGACGAUGACUCAGUGUUGGGAACAUAUUCCGAAUCUUCAUCCGAAUAUUCGGAAUCGUCAUCUUUUUUUCGUUUGGGCAUUUUCUAUGUAAAUAUAAUUUAAUUGAUAAUAAAUUAUAGUACAACAAUACUACACGUCAAGUUCACACAUCAAUUGCAAAUAAAUAAUCACUAAAUUAAACUUACCUGUUACGUUGAAGAAUUACUUUUAAAAUCUCAAACCUGCUUGAUUGUAACAACACAAACUUCAAGCUGAAGAACUAAUUGUGAUUAAUGAUAAAUUAAAUGAAUGAAACAUUCGAAAAUAUUUGCAAAAUAAUAUUUCACAGUCUUUCUUUUGAGUUUCACUGUGCAUCUGGGGCUCACACAAAGCACAGGUCUUAACUUGAGCGAGCCCACCACUUUUAGUGGUUGUCUGCUUGAUUCGUCCUUUCUCCUCUGUCUCACAAACAACCGCCAACUGCCUUCGAUGUUGCGUAUAUUUUACAUAACCAACAAAGCAAGAGUUUUACAAAGUAGCUGUGUUUAAAUGCAGAACACAUAUCAAAAGUCCUUAAAAUUAUAAAAGUGAUGUAAGCUUGACGUGUAGUUGUGAAUAAAGAGUUUCUCAUAUUCGCAAAAUGGUUUUAUGACUUUCACAACUAAUCGUCUACUUCCUUUGCACACAACCAAUUAAGUAGUGCGACGUUUUAUUAUAGUUCUGUUGUCAUCCAAGGAUUAGAAUUCUGGACUAAUUCGCCGUAACUUCAAAAGGACAGAGCAGAACACGCGAAGGAAGAAAGCUAUGAAGGAAGGGGAGCACAUUCGUGAACUGAUUGCGGAUGGAAGGCUAGUGGACGCCCGUGAUGCUGCCAAUGAUUUCUUAUCCACGUUCCGUGAUGAACCCUUCAUGUCCAGCUUACUGCUGUGUAUAAAAUCUGAUCUUGCCGAAUGGGGCGAUGAAUAUGACCAGCUACGGGAACGGGUGAAAAAUCACUUCCGAAUGGUCCUAAUGGGCGGCUGUCUGACUCCCCGUGAUGUGUGUGGACUUUUCGAUGAUUGGAAAUUUUUAUUUAAUGGACUGUUCGAUGGGGAGGAUAUUCUUCUUUUGACACGCGCUUACUGGGUGUACCCCGAUAUUCAAGAGGAAAAUGACCUCGCCAAAAACCAACCGCCACGAGUGAGCAGAAAACGUGCUGUCAAACAGCUCAAGAAAAAUUUAAAGAUUGGUUACAUGUCUUCGUUCUAUAAUCAUCCCCUUGGUCAACUGUUUUGUGGAAUACCGAACGGACACGAUAAACAAACUUGCACCGUAAUCGGGCUGUAUACUUGUAUGACGCAGAAUGGAACAUAUCGUACUCAUACUGCAGAAGAUGAACAUGUCCUUGGGAUUAUUGAAGAUGGAUGCGACAACUUUUAUGAAAUAAAAGAAAAGACUGCUGCUAAAAUUGCCAAAACCAUAAAAAAUCUCGGGUUGGACGUUCUUGUGGCAUUGGAUGGAAUAAUGAGUGAUGGACGCCUCGAUAUCUUGCAGUAUAAUGUGGCACCUGUCACAUGCACCGUCCUUGGUUUCCCUUGUACUACGGGUUGUCCAUACGUAAAUUACUUUGUCGUUGAUGACAUUGUAUGCAACCCUAGUCAUGUCGUGUCGAAAUUUUCCGAACGUCUUGCAUUUAUGUCCACUUCUUGCUACGUGGGGUCUCAUGCUACUUUACACACCCAUCUUUCCUAUGUUCAUCGUGUCGAGACUGCAUUGGGAGAAAAAUUUGUUAUGAGUGCCUCUUUCAUCAUGCCGGGUAUAUUCAAAUCGAAGCGAGGAGUUUCUGCAUGUUGGAACUUUCUGAAAGAACGCCACAACAGCGGUGUCACCAACUUGUUUGGACACAAAAUUUAUGAUGGCUCUUCUAGGCAUUACCCGCUGUACUCUACGACAAUUCUGGAUGGAAUAACACUUACAGCUAGAUUCCACUAUAGUUUGCCAGAAGGAAAUGUUGUAUUUGCAACGUUUAAUGCAAUUUGGAAGAUUGAUCAUGAGUUAUUUUCUAUCUGGAUGCGGAUCCUUGAUAAUGUCCCCUCGUCUGUUUUAUGGAUCAACACAAACAGUGAGAACGACACUAUAACAAGUAAUUUAAGGACGGCUGCGGGACCUGCCCUCAUGGACCGGCUCUUUUUUACCCCUGGCGUUGGUCACGAGGAACAUGUUCGCAGAGGAUCUCUUGUUGAUGUAUUUUUGGAUACGCGUGUCUGCAACGGACACACAACAUCACUCAACGCAUUGUGGACCGGUAGUGUCAUUGUGGCGUUCCCAGGAAAGGAAUUUCACAACCGAGUUACUUGUACUCUCCUCCAUGCACUCCGAUUGCAAUGUUUAUGCUGUCGUUCGGUUGAAGAAUACGAGCAGACCGCAAUUUUACUGGGACUUCACACCAACAAAAUCGAGUUCAUCCAGAGAGAAAUGCAAGAGCGGAAGCUCCGAUCUACCGUUUUCGACACUAAACAAUUCGCACCUGAAUUGUAGGACCUUUUAAGGGAAAUGCUCAAAUGUCGUGAAUCCAAUCCUACCAACUCGGAUGCUUGGGAUGAUGUGCAUUCAGAAGCUGAUGGAGAGGAAAUUCUGGAACUAAUUGAACUGAUUGAUUUGGAAACUUUGAACAGUUACACGUCAAGUACACGAAAGAUUUCUUCACCAACUUACUCAUCCGUCGUUGUGGAGGAGCCAGUUGCUUCGUGUUCUUCUCAUCCUGUUCCAUCCUCACCGACACCACGUGGUCAACCCCCCAUCGAUCAGGGACACACUGGAAGAAUUUACCCUGUUUAUAACCUUCCCACCGUUAAUGACCUCGACAAACAUGAGUUAUACGUUGGGCAGCGUUGUGUCAACAUCGCCUGGAUUGAACUGCAUCAAUUCACGUGUUUCAAAGAAUGGAGAAUGAUUAUGAUUCUCUCUACAUUGGACCGCUUAUGGCACUUCAGUUCAUGGAUCGCUUGUUGAAAUAUCUGUCUUUUGGGAUUCCAAUAUUUCCGAAGCACAAGACUGACUAUCAUGCAUUUUUUGAAAAGCGAAAGACAUUCCGCAAUUACAGCUGGACUCAGUAUCGCUGGAUGGCAGAAAAAUUGUGGCCAAAUGAAAAUGGACUGAUUGAGGCUGAUGAAGAACCAGCAAAUGUUAUUCAGACUGGUCGAGAAAAUCGCAAAACUGAUAAAGUCAAAUGCUUCCAAUGUGCAAUCUAUGAUCAAUCAAAAGUUUUUGUAUCUACCUUACUUGAGAAACAUGUCCCACGCACUCACCUUUGGAAUAGUAAUGGGAGCUACCGAUGCUGUCCUAAUUGUGGUAUCCCAUUGGAAUUAUUCGAAGGUGACGAAGAAACUGAUGAGCACAUUCAAAGUCAUCCAGCCGCCUCUCAUGCCAACGAAUCGUAUCUUGCGGAUGACAACAACAUGGAUUUGGCAUUUGACGAAAGAUUCUGCAAUUUUCCCGUCAAUCUCGAAGGUGAGAAUCCUUUGAAACGAGAAUUGGAGUUGUAUAAUUCAGCAGCGUCAAACGAAGGAAAAAACCCUAAAUAUCACGGGCAAGGGAAAUGGAUGUUCCAGCGUGGUCAAAAAAUGCAGACCUUCAUAUGGAUAAAAGAUGCAUUCGAGCGCAGUAUCAAUUGGAUGAAGGACAAUGUGUGUAAGACAGCUGCGUCUGGAGCUAUUGUGUUCCAGUUUUCAAAACUGUUGAAUCUGAACCUUUUGAGCCCAUCAUGCCCUCGGUUUCAAAACUUGGGAAACAUGAACCCGGAGAUUCGUACAAACUUAUGCAAGACGAACAUGAAAUUCGACUUUCGUUCAUCUUACGAAUUCAUGUGUCGCAUUUUUAACGACGAAGGAAAGGUCCAGGAUGAGAAUGGUUUAUGGAAAACAAGAGAGUCGUUCAAGGCUGGGUCGACCCUGUGCAAAAUUUGUGGAACUGAAAUGGGAGGAGGAUACAAGAACAUACAUCAAGCCAUGAAGAAAGAUCACCUGCAAAUAGAUGUGGGUCCAUCAUGCAAAUGGUGUAAUUUGACAUUUGGAGAACAAUUGGGAGAGAACUUGGAGCAAAUCAGAAAUGCACACAUGAAAAAACAUGGACAACUUGCAUCAUGGACCGAAAUUAUUUGGGAUUACAAUGGUCAAUUCCCAUCUUCAAUCCAUUACGAAAUUAAGUUUAAUGACUAAUUACUACCUCACGGUUAUUUAUUUGUAACAAAAUUACUGUAUUAUAUAAAAGUAUCAAAAAAUCCUGCAAGCAAUACAUCAAACUCUAAUUAUAAUAAUAAUAAUAAUAAUAAGCCUUUAUUAUCCUCACUUACUAUAACCAGUGAAUACAACAAUCGAAAUUAGUUGGUAUAGCGAGCUGGCAUAUUUUCAUGGGCUGACAUUAAUAAUUUAAUGACAUAAUUUAAUAACAUAAUUUAAAAACAUAUAAUCACGUGUUCUUAUUAUAACUUUAAGAUGGAUUAGACGUGAAGUUUUUUAUGUUGAGAAAUCUACAUAUUUUUCCACUUUUGGACUGACCGAUCUAGCCCGUCGGGCACUCCUACAUAAGCCUUUGUAGCAUAGAUCGGCAUAUUAUCGACCAUCGACCAUUGACCAUCGACCAUUUUCACCCGACCAUCGACCAUCGCCCAUCGACCAUGACCAAUUUUUCGCGACCAUCGACCAUCGACCAUGACCAAUUUUUCGCGACCAUCGACCAUCGGCCAUGACAAAUUUCUUGCGACCAUCGAUUAUCGACCAUCGACCAACUGGUCAAUUUUGCGACCAUCGACCAACUGGUCGCAAAAUCGACCAAUGGUCGAGCGACCAUGCCGAUCUAUGCUUUGUAGGCGCAUUCUAAGAGUGUUUGGAAUGACCGAUCAAGCCCGUCGGUCACUAAUUGUGAAAAAGUCACUAAUUAUGAAAACAAGUCGCUAAUUAUGAAAAAGUCACUAAUUAUGAAAACAAGUCACUAAUUGUGAAAAAGUCAAUAAUUGUAAAAAAAGUCCCUAAUUACAAAAAAAGUCACUACUUGAAAAAAAGUCACUAAUUGAAAAAAAGUCACUAAUUGAAAAAAAGUCCCUAAUUACAAAAAAAGUCCCUAAUUACAAAAAAGUCCCUAAUUACAAAAAAAAUCAUUAAUAGAAAAAUAUUCUCGUCAUUUUGUGGAUUCUCCUCACUUUGUCCAACAACAACAUCACUCCCACUGACUCUAUAACAUAAAACAAUAACAAUAACAUUAAAAAUACAAAAACAUCAAGUUUUCAUCAAAAGGAGUUGUCAAAUGUAGUGUAGAGUGAUAUAUCAUCAAAGAUCAAAGUUUACUUACAUAUUAUUACAUUCGGUCUGUAUGAUUUCAUUUAUUUUUCCAGUAUCGUCCGUCGGGAUAACACGAGUGGAUAGAGUUGUGCAACUGCUUCAUUGUUUUCACUGAAAAAUUUAAAAAAAUCAAUAAUGAUGAAAAAGUCAAGAAUUGUAAAAAGUCAAGAAUUGUAAAAAGUCAAGAAUUGUAAAAAGUCAAGAAUUGUAAAAAAAGUCAAGAAUUGUACAUAUUUUUCCACUUUUGGACUGACCGAUCAAGCCCGUCGGUCACUCCCCUAAUGGUUGGAUAAGCCUGACUAACAUUAUUCUUAGUUGUGCUCGUCUUGUUAUUAUGCGUGUGUGUGUAAUCGUGAACGUAUGCGAAUUUUUAAAUACAAAAUACGAAAGGAUUGCAUUUUUUUAGAGGAUAUUUUAUUCAAUCAAUAAAUGUUAAAUAAAUUAACAAAAACAUAGUAAGUCGGAUAAUUAGUUGAUGCAUUUGAAUAAAAAAGAUAUUACGAAUACAAAACAACAACAUUCGUACAACAGAAUGAAUACAAAUGAAACAAUUACAGAUUCAGAUCAGACAGUUUAGGACAGUGGUGUACCAACUUGCACAACUUUUUGAAGUGCUGCAAAUGACUUCUUCGAAAGAACUCAGUAUUCCAGACGAUAAACAAAAAUUCUUGAGCUCUGGAGAGGGCCACAUUAAUACGGUUGAUGCUGUUUAGGAAACCUACACUAGCUUUCGGGGACGUAUUGCUCCGGACAAAUGAAAUGAUGACCACCCGAUUCUCUCGUCCUUGAAAGGCAUCAACGUUCCGUAUAUCACUCUAGAUUUACCACAAGUGUAACGUGCAUUUGGUUUAUUAGGUUAUUUAAAAUUUUGAGUUUUCUAUACGUCAAGUUGUAUUACCUUGCAGGGCAUGGCCCGUAAUAAUUCCUGCCUCUGCAUCUCGUAGAACGUGAGAAUCGUAAUGUCCUCAGAAGGGAUGCCUUUGUCCAGAAGUGUCUGAACUAGACGUGAAACUUCAUUUACUUCCCCAAUGUUAUAAUAUCCAUUCGUUAUUGGUUCCUGUGAAUAUAAAACGCAAAAAUUAAAA
Folsomia candida is the source of this 7272-nucleotide messenger RNA. Its product is annotated as UDP-N-acetylglucosamine--peptide N-acetylglucosaminyltransferase 110 kDa subunit. Gene Ontology annotation, molecular function: protein N-acetylglucosaminyltransferase activity. The record is from RefSeq and is a predicted model, not a curated record. Bases 1677 to 3389 code for a protein of 570 amino acids. Gene Ontology annotation, biological process: protein O-linked glycosylation. Lineage: Eukaryota; Metazoa; Arthropoda; Collembola; Entomobryomorpha; Isotomidae. The transcript has 14 exons.